Messenger RNA from Aspergillus homomorphus CBS 101889, 1347 nucleotides. RefSeq lists its product as uncharacterized. The coding region runs from base 319 to 1065 and encodes 248 amino acids. The transcript has 3 exons. The record is from RefSeq and is a predicted model, not a curated record. NCBI's taxonomy places the organism in Eukaryota, Fungi, Ascomycota, Eurotiomycetes, Eurotiales, Aspergillaceae.
AUUUUCAUUGUGCACCAAACCCAGAGAAGACAAUGUGAGAUACCGACAGGUGUAUCUACAUCUUUCUUCAGGCUGUAUAAUCCUAUUAUUCCCUGUUCUCCAUUGUCACCUGACUCUAAGGCUCGAGAAAAUGAAUGAGUGUCUGUCCUUUUCGGGAGAGCUAAUGACUCAACAGCUUAUAAAAGGAGUCGAGAAUCCUACAAGAAGUCCACGUAUCUUUGUCCAACUUGUCCUUAUCUAUCCUUAUCUAGACUCGAUCUGUUGGUUUAUAUCAUCAAUAGACGAAGAACGACACGAUCUUCACUAUCACUAGCAGCGAUGAAUUUCCAAGGCAGCUUCGGUGAUGCACGUGACGUACGGCUCAUGAGUAAGGAGGAAGCGCUGGAAAAGAUGUACCCUCCUGGACAAGAUCCAAAGACGUACAAAAUGACGCGUCCCGCGCGGGGAGAUUCGAUUAAAGUCUUUCCUGCCCAAGAAGGCUUCAGGGUGGCUUGUUACAUAGCUCGCGAUCCUGACCUUUUCUAUGGGUUUAGGGUUUAUAGCAAACUCGAAGCAUGGAAAGAAGUUCUUAUCCAGUCAGUCGUCCCAAACGCCGAGCGUCUGUACUAUGGCAUCAAUAGUAGUGACUUCUACUUUAAGACAAAAGGCGAGGAGAAUUCUAUGGGACAGACAAGAUCGAAGGAAUGUUAUUGCCGGACACCCGCUUGUGAUCUGGUCACAGACCACGAGGCAUUUGUGCAGCAACUGCGGCCCCUACGGCGGUUCUGGCGUAAGCAUGUUGAGCUGUCCGCCGCGUGUUACGAGGCGCCUCACGUUCAUGAUGAAGAGAUACGCGUGGAGCCCUAUGAUGACGCUUGUUCGGAGCUUAUGGAAUCGGAAUAUUGGCAGAAAACAGGCCGAUCAACCCUGAGAGCGGCGAUGGAGGCCCCUUACUGCCGGGUCGCACCUCUCGCGGCCCAAUCCACGACCCUGCUCGCAUGGCUUGCUUGUCUCCAGUCAGUCUUUUGCGCCGAGGACGGCUUCGCCGCCACUGCCGACCACUGCAGCGACGACAAUGAGGACUAGGAAUGUAUCAGAAUUCAUCAUCGGCGCUCAGACGGCAGCGUGCUCCCCGUCAUGGUGGUCAUUGUGCUGCCCAAGGACUUUCGCCUUGCUGGUAGCAGCCGCUCCAACCGCGCGGCUCGAAAGCUGUGGUGCAAUCAGGCCGAAGCACUUGCGAAUCUUGACACCCCGGUUUAUCUCGCCACGGUCGAACCCGGGAAAGACGGAUUGUUUGUCUACAAGACUUCUCCGUCCUGACCCCAGCCGAUUUCCUUUCCACCGGAUCAGAAAUCGCUGACAGUUCUC